Molecule: messenger RNA, 936 nt
Organism: Pyrenophora tritici-repentis Pt-1C-BFP
Lineage: Eukaryota; Fungi; Ascomycota; Dothideomycetes; Pleosporales; Pleosporaceae
Product: FabG, Dehydrogenase with different specificities (related to short-chain alcohol dehydrogenase)
Biological process (GO): phytol metabolic process
Cellular component (GO): peroxisome
Molecular function (GO): trans-2-enoyl-CoA reductase (NADPH) activity
Source: RefSeq, a predicted model, not a curated record
AUGGCGGAAUCGAAUGGUGGCAGAGAUGUGGGGAUCACGGACUCUGAGCACUUUUCGCCAUAUAGGGCAGACGGGAAACUUUAUGGCUUCGUAUGCGUAGUAACAGGAGCAACACAACCUGUUGGAAAAGCCAUUGUCGCCGAGCUCGCCGCCCACGGUGCAGCUUGCAUAUACGCCUGCUCCUCCCUCUCCAGCUCACCCUCACCCACCGACCUCUUCGCCCCACCAACCACUUCCCACCCCAACACAAAGAUAAUCCCCUACCCCUACAACACCGCCUCGGAAGAAGACACCCUCGCCCUCAUCGACGACGUGCUAAAUACCUGGGGCAGACUCGACGUCUGGACCUCAUCUACCGGCCUCCUGGGACCCCCCUCCAUCAACCAAACCGGACCAAAAGACCUCUACGCUGCAUUCGAUACAAACGCUCUACCGGCUUUCUUCGCGCUGAAAUACGCGCCGGCUGCUAUGCAGAAAACUACGCCAAAGGGUAGUUAUCCUAAUGCUGCACCUAAGGAUGUUCCGUACGGGAGUAUUAUCGUUGUUACUAGUGUAGCGGGUACGUAUGGUGGGUGUUGGGCUCCUGCGUUCACUAUGGCGUCGCAUGCGGCGCUGGGGGUGGUUAGGUCUGGUGUUCUUGUGUUGAAGGGGACUGGUGUUCGUAUCAAUGCUGUUACGGCGGGCCAGAUUGAUGUGGGCGUUGAUUUGAAGGAUUGUGGGGUCAAGGAGAUGGCUAUGGGACAGUUUCCGCCGGCGUCGUUGCAGGGGGAGGAGAGUCAGAAGAGGGGGAUUGGACUGGAGAGGGCGGGGCGACCGGAGGAGGUGGGGAGGACGGUGGGGUUUUUGGCGAGUGGGUUUAGUAGUUAUAUUACGGGUACGGAGUUGAGGGUUGAUGGGGGCGCGGGAGUUAUGAAUCCGAUUACAGUGCCUGUGUAG